This is a messenger RNA of Manduca sexta (tobacco hornworm), 2001 nucleotides long. It is a transcript of the gene Brd7-9, whose product is annotated as bromodomain-containing protein 7. NCBI's taxonomy places the organism in Eukaryota, Metazoa, Arthropoda, Insecta, Lepidoptera, Sphingidae. Gene Ontology annotation, cellular component: nucleus. The transcript is spliced from 12 exons. Gene Ontology annotation, biological process: regulation of transcription by RNA polymerase II. The coding region runs from base 221 to 1918 and encodes 565 amino acids. The record is from RefSeq and is a predicted model, not a curated record.
CAAACGGUGCGGUAAUCAUUUUAUCUCUUUCUAACAGUAAAUGUUAUCUAAACUUCAUGCUUGCACAUGUACUGCAACUGUCAAUAAUUGCAGCUCUGAUUGUAGCUACAAACUUGUUUUACUUUUUUGGUUAGAGGAAAAUAUUGAAUGUUAUUUAUAUAUUUGUUAAUAAAACCCAACACAAAUAAAUAAUAUACAUGCAUCUUGAAUAACCUCUACGAUGGAUGACUUAGAGAAAUUAAGUUGCAAAGAAGAGACAUUGGAAGUUAGUGAUUUAGACCAUUCUGCAACAGAGGACCACAAGGAAACAGAUGAGAAACCUAAAAAGAAGAAAAGGAGACGUCGAGAAAUCGAUAUGAUAAAGUUGUCAGACGAUGAUGAGACUGAUGAUGAAGUGAUCGGCAAGAAGUUGAUGCGGCACCUCAGUCCGUGUCCAAAUUCACCGGCCUCACAUCGGGAGCCUCGAACUUGUGUACUUAAGGCCAGCCAAAAGCGUCGGCCGCUAUCCCGUUUACUGGAACAACUCCUACGUAAUCUCGAGAAGCGUGACCCGCACCAGUUCUUCGCUUGGCCUGUAAAUGACAACUUUGCUCCAGGAUACUCCACAAUCAUCAAGAGACCAAUGGACUUUUCUACUAUGAAACAAAAGAUUGAUGAUAAUGAAUACAAGUCAUUGAAUUGUUUUAUUAGCGACUUCAAAUUGAUGUGCAACAACGCAAUGAAGUACAACAAGCCGGGCACGGUGUACCACAAGGCGGCGCGGCGGCUCCUGCACGCGGGCCUCAAGCAGCUCACGCCUCAGAAGCUGCGGCCCCUCGGCGACAUACUCACAUACAUGUACGAGAUACCCAUAAGAGAGCUCGGCUUCGACAUGGGCAAGAUGGAUGUGCGCGUCCUCAAGCGAAGCAGCCCGCUGAAGAGCGGCGGCUCGGAGGCGGAGACGGUGUCGGACGGCGGACACGACCGCCAGGACUCGGGCGACAGCGUCAAGAUACAAAUGGAAGCCGCUAGGGAGCAGCACAGGCGUCGACUCGCUAAGAAAGCCUUCCCGCGCAUGGACUCCGAGGGCAAGACCACGCUCCGGCUGGUCACCAACACUGUGGAGGGCAGCGGGGACGACAAGCCACUCACGCUGGGCAGGUACAUCGGGAAACUCACGCAAGGCACCGGCUCAUUACACACACCCCGUGAAGACCGGAGGAACACAGCGAAAGGAGUGAAACCACUUUACUACGGUCCUUUUAGCUCGUACGCGCCCUCUUACGACGGCACGUUCGCAACUCUCACCAAGGAGGAGUCGCAUCUCUUAUACCACACGUUACCGUCAGAAACCGGCCAGGGCAACGAAGAAAUGCUUCGGUUCGCGCCGGACUCGCCUUGGACGGCCAUCUAUGAUAUGGAAGCGAUGUUCCCUGAUAAAAAACAACAGCCCGAACAAGGUCCCUACGUUGAAGAUAAUGACAUAUCAAAGGUGAAGGUGGAAGUGGAACAGCUACGCACCCUGUCGGAGCUGGGCAUCGACAUGGAAUUCCUGAACGAUAUAGAGGAGGAAAUCGCCGCGUCGCAGCAUGACUACGGCAUCUCGGGGGCGCUGCGGCACACGUACGAGCUGCUCAUCAAGCUAGAGAAAGAACAGAGAGAGCGGCUGUCUGCGACGCCGCCGUGGCACCUGUCGCUGUCGCGCGGCGCGGGCGGCGGCGAGCGCGAGCUGGCGCGCCAGGUGUGCGCCUGCCUGCGCGGCAUGGCCGCGCGCCUCGCGCCCCGCCACCUCGCGCCGCUCGCCGCGCUGCGGGCCGCCAUGGGCGUCACGCUCGACCAUCUCGAUACGCCAAUGGCUGUAGACGACUUUGAGAUGGAGAUGCACGAAUCCAGAGAUACAGUGUCUGAUCCUGACUCGCGCUCCAGCCACGACAAAUAAUGGCGCUGAAGGCAUAAAGAACUAGAUUUAAUUAAUAUAAGCUUAAAAUAGUGUAAGAUUUUAAUAAAUCACUAAAUUUUAUA